AUGGCUCGGUUCUUCGCGUCUCGUAAAAAAAUAAAAGUUUAAAAGAUUUCACCUGGAAAUUUACGAGGAAAUUGUCAACAAUUUCGACACAAAACCCCUUGAAAACAAUAAUAUAAUGUGAAUAUUAUCGGUAGUGCUGAAAAGAAAUAUAAAUAACGAGUGUUUUCGAGCUAAAAAAGCGAUAAAAAAUCCCGAAUAAGUUAAGGUGCUUUUUUGUUCAUUGAAGAGCUCUUUGAGUAUUGGCUUGGGAAAUUAGAAUACAAAAAACAAAAAAAUGUCUUGGGUCCAUCAUCAAAAUCAACAUCAUCCAACUCAUCAAACAUCAAAUCAUCAAAAAUCCACAACAACACCAUUAUUGUCAUCCACAUCCACAUCAUCAUCAUCAAAACAACAAACAUUUAAUAUUAAUGUCAGCUCCUCCAACAACCCUUCUGUUAUACAGCAGAAGCAGGUGUCGGCGGCGACAGCGGCACCACCACCAUUAAGAUCUGGUUCCCUGGCACAACAACCAUCAUCGUCAUCAUUACCAUCAUCAGUGGCAUUGAGAACCACACAAUCCUCUAACUUGUCCUCGGCGCUGGCAAAUAAUUCAACAUUAUUGAUGACGUCACAACAGCACCAGCCACAAUAUUCCUCCCAAAAAUCGACAAAUUUGUUGACAAAUAGCUUAGGCACAAGAAUGCGUUUAAACAAUGCUGCUGGUCCACCUCCCUACCAACAACAACAACAACAGCAACAACAUGUUCAUGCACCAACAUCGCAAGCCAACAUGGGCCACCACCAUGCCACCAACAAUAAUAAUAAUCCCAUGCCGCUUAAUCAAGGGGCGCCUUAUCAGAAUCAACAGAACUCUUGGCAAAAUCUCCAAACGGCAACAACACAAAAUUAUUUGUCUGCAACGAAAAUGAUACCCCAACAAGCCACACAACCACCCAUGCCACCGGCGAUGGCGGGGGCAUCAGGAAAUACGACCAAUGCCAAGAAUUGGCAACAUAACUAUCAAAAUUCCAAUGUUAUGUAUCAGCAGCAGCAGCAGCAACAACAACAACAACAGCCGCCACAACAGUUACAACAACAAUGGCCACAACAGCAGCAGCAGCAGCAACAAAAUCCAGGAAAUGCUGCUGCAGCAACCUAUGAUAAUUUAUUCAAUCAUGUCGUACCACAGGCGGCUCAGCAACAACAAGUCAGCAAUGCCGCUUAUCAGCAACAACAACAACAGCCUACACCAGCGGCUGCAGCUUCAUAUUUUCAACAGACGACUGCAGGAUCAGUAGGGCCAAGCGCAAAUGCUGUUAACUUCUUUGACAAUGCCAAUAACAAUCAAUCCAACACCGGUGGUGGUGGAGGUGGGGGUGCGGAUGGUUGGGGUGACUGGGAUUGGAAUGAUAAUUCCACCAUAGAUGCCAAUGGCUCGCAGAACAUAAAUGAGUCAAGUCAGCAGCAGCAGCAGCCUCCAACGCUGGCUGCAGCCCACCCACCACCAGCUUCUUCUGCUUCUACGGUGGCCAAUGAUCUUCAACACCAUCCACCUCCUCCUCCUUCUGCUGCUGCGCAAAUUCAGGCCAACAAUUCCAACAUUAUUGCUGAUAGCUUCAGUCAGCCACAAAAUAAUGAUUCCUGGAAUUGGAAUGCCUCCAACGAUAAUGAGCAACAUAUUCCAACAAAUGAGCCCAAAUUGGAGCAGCAACAGCAGCAGCAGCAUAACGACAAUUGGAAUUGGAACUCCUCCAAUGAUAUGGAGCAGCCAGCAACGAACGAUCAUUCGAACGACAAUUGGAAUUGGCAAACGAACGAAAAUCAACAACAACUAACAACAAACGCAGCAUCCCAACAACACCAGCAGCCAUCCUUGGAAAAACCGCCCACAAAACCGACGGAAAUCCAAGCUCCAGUUUUUGUCAAUCAAAAACCGGAAAAUCCAAUUCCCAUUGUGCAAAUGGCCACCUCAACGGCUGUGAAUUCUGAGAACUAUAACUACAAUAGCCCGGCAAGUCAAGCCAUGGCCCCAUCCACCAAUAACAUUCCAAACACAGUAUUUGUAUCGCAAGCCAAGCCGGUGACCUUGCCUUCCCGGCAAUAUGCCUCACCGCCCAUGGGCAAUACACCGGUCAGUGAAAAUCCACCGGAGACGGCACUGAUGCCACCCCAGGCAUUUCAAAAUACGGUGGAAGAACCACCCGCAACCAUCAGUAGGCCAGCAAAUGUGCAAACCCCCAGUUUACCAGGGCCACCCCCAACUUUGGCAGCCCCGCCAGGUAUGCCACCCGCUGUACCACCAGCCUCUGCCACCUCGGCUGCAGCUGGAAAUCCCUUUAAACGCAGCGGUUUGGCCCAACAUCAUCGAGCCAGCGGCCUAAUGGCCACCACAGCUCCCCCAGCGGUUGUACCACCCGCCCCCAUGGCUAUGGCACCACCAUCGGCCUUUAAUAUGCCAGCACCACCACCGCCAGCUGAUUUUGCCAACCCAUCAGCUGCUGCCAUUACUCUUAUGGAACCCGAAAACAAUGAGAUGCCAUUGCAAGAAAAUCAAGAAAUUCUAACACCACCCGUUGGUUCCAUAACUCUACCAAAUGCUGGGCCCCAAAACUCCAGCACCACCUCCUCCAACCAAACGGCGCCUCCAAAUGAUGAACGUAAUCAAUAUUUACAAACCAGUCAUUUGUCGGAAAAUUCCGAGGAACAAUCGGGCGAGGCUGAUGGUGGUCUUUUGCCACCGCCAGGCUUGUCCCGUUUGGUGUUAGGCGAACCCGAAUUGGAGGCUUCACAACGCAUGGUUAUGGGUACAGAGGCUCACACAGCAACUGUGGCAGCCCCAAUUAGUGAUGUUAUGCAUUUGGAGGAGCGUCAUGCCGAUGGUGAGGAUACAGCCUCAGAAAAUGCAGCCCCAAAUCCAGAUCCUUCAUCCAGCAAUUCCACCACAGAUCGUAAUUUGUAUAUGGUGCCCGGCGAGAGCAAUGUGGCCAAUCAACAACAGUUGCAAACACCACAACAACAACAACCCCAACGUGUGGUCACCGGGGUGGAAUUACAGGAACAGCGAGAAAUCGAAAUGGACGGAGAAAAUUUGGAGGAUCAGCAACAACCCCAACAUCAAGUUCUAUCCCCCGAGGCCCGCAAUGAGCCACCCGUGGAGGGAGCUGAUGAAAGCAUUGAUAAUGGCCUGACAGCUGGGCCAAAUAAUCCCGUACCCGAACCCAUGGAAAUUCAUGCUCCUCCUUCCUCAAAACCAAAAGAUAAUCACCCUAUCUCUUCGCCCAAUGACGAGGAUGACAGUGACGAACGUCUGCUAAAUGAUCGGGCUAGCUCCUCUAAAUCCCGUUCCAAAUAUGAAACUGAACGGCAUGGAGCCUCAUCAUCAUCUCGACGUCGUCGUGACAAACGUUCCAUGCAACGCUAUGACAGUGAGGAGGAGUAUCUUAACUCUGAGGAUGGUGGGGAAUAUUCCAGUGAUCGCGAAGAACGUGAACGUCGUGAGCGGAACAGUGAACAACAGCGCAGACGUAAUUAUCGGGAGGGUAGUGUAAGAAGCGACCGUGGUGGGGAUGAGGAGGAUAACAAGCGUAGUCGACGCCAGCCGGGGGCCAGGGAUAAACGCGACAAAUAUUAUUACGAUGAGGAAAGGUCAAGGGGUGUUAAGUCGGAGAACAGGCGUCAACGUCAGCGUGGAGGCGGAGGUUAUGAAAAUGACUCCCGCUACGAAACCGAGGAGUCCACAAGGUUCGAUGCCCGCAAGGAAUCAUCCAGGCGUAGUAUGCGUCAUCCCGACAGCGAACGAAGAGGUGAACGCCGUCAUCAGGGCAGCGAUCAGGGUGGUGACUAUGACGACUAUCAGCGUCGUGGAGGUUAUCGUUCUUCGAAACGCUCCGGAGGCGAUAAUUACGAAUCAGAUCGUCGUGAGCGAAGACGUGAUGACUAUGACACCGUGGAGCGGCGACGACGCAGUGAUAAACAUCGUGAUCCACGUUAUCGCGUAGAUGAUCCCCGCUAUGAUCCACGGGAAUAUGAAGAGUAUCGCAAGCACAGCUCACGCAAUGCUCGCGAAAGUGAUUUGGAAAAGGAGCAGGGUGGUCCCGGCUCCAGACGUAUGUUGCACGAUCCCCGGCAUGCCGCAGCUGCCAUGUAUGGUGGUUAUCCCUCGGCCGGGGGAUAUUAUGAUCCAUAUACGGCAUAUUAUUAUCAACAAAUGGCUCGGACCAAUCCCCAGGCCUAUGCCGAGUGGUAUAAGAAAUAUUAUGGACAACAUGCUGGUGCCGGCACAGGGGCGGUAGCAGCAGGUGGCGUGGCUGGCGUAAUGCCAGCCAUGCCGGGAGCUGGUGAGACCGCCGCGGCCACAGGAAACGAUGGACGUGAGUCGGUGCACUCGGGACGUAGUUCGGCCCACAAUGACAUGGUGAAGGAUAGGUAUACCCAUGCCUACAUUACACAAGCCAAUGAAUAUCAUCGUCAUUAUCAUCAACAACAACACCAUCACCAGCAGCAGCAACAACAGCAUCAACUCCAUUACCACCAACAACAACAAAUGGCAUUCAAUCAAACCCAUAACUCAACAAUGUUGGACGAAGAUUCAUUAAAUCAAAGUACUAGUCUGUAUAGUGGCAUUGGCAUCGGCGGCGGCGGUCCCUCCAGGGCCCAUUCACAAACAAAUCUUUCACAAAUUCACGGUGGUUAUUAUGUAACGCCCACGGUGGCGGCUGCAGCGGCCAUGGCCUCUGGUGGACCAGCAUCGGCCAUGUAUUAUGCACGUUCUGAUUAUGCGGAAUCAAGAUCUGGAGCACGUGAUCCAGAUCCCAUUGCCACGGAGCCACAACGUUUGACUCCCUGUAAAUUCAUCAACGAACAUGCGGUUGUUAGUUUCGGUUCGGGGCUCUUGGUGACGGUGAAACCGAAAUACACCCCACAUGGCCACAUUAGCAACAUUGUUAAACUGUUGAAAUUCAAACCCAACGAUGAGACGCGUAAACUGUUCAAAGUCUUCCCUGGGCCGUUGGUAAGGGGUUUGACCCACAAGAAAACGGUCAUAGAAUUUUGCCAGGAGCAAAUUCGUUUGGGACCCAUGGAAACGACAAUCUAUGCCAAACAGCUGAUUAGCAACAAUGCCGAGAAAUAUCGCGGCUCCUAUACAUUGAUGUGGAAUCUUUUGAUUUUGCUACUGAAACAGAAUGGAAUGGUUGUGGGCACAGACAUUGCCGAAUUGCUGCUGAAAAAUCAACAACAGUUUGCCUAUCAAACACCCAGCUCCACUUUGAAUAGCUCUUUAAAAUCGAAAUCGGGUGCCAACUCUCCCGUGGCUGCAGCUGAACAAGAGGACCCAACCGCCACCACCAAGGAUACUGAUAAUCCAGAAGAGGCAAAUCCUGAAAACUCAUCCCGUAAUGAGGAUCACGAAGAAAAUCGCUUGGACAGUGGCGAAGACGAGGCCAAGGAUGAAGCAACCAGCUCCACACUAACCGACAGCGAAAUAACCGAGAAAUUUAGAAACUAUUUGCUAUACGGCAAUGUCAACGAAGCCCUGGACUGGGCCACCGACAAUAAUCUAUGGGGUCAUGCCCUGUUCUUGGCCUCGAAAUUGGAUCGCCGCUCCCAUGCCAAUGUCAUGAUGAAAUUCGCCAAUAAAUUGGCCCUAAACGAUCCUCUGCAAACAUUGUAUCAGCUGAUGAGUGGUCGUACCCCCUCGUCGGUGACAUGUGUUCAAGAUGAAAAAUGGGGUGACUGGCGUCCACAUUUAUCCAUGAUCCUAUCGAACACCUCACAAAAACCGGAACUGGAUCGCAAGGCCAUAACGACAUUGGGUGAUUCACUGUUCAAUCGUGGCGAUUUGUAUGCGGCACAUUUUUGCUAUUUAAUGGCCCAGGUUAAUUUCGGUCGUUAUCAGGAGUCGGCAACACAGGAGACUUCGUUGCAACAACAUUUGCCAAAAUUGGUCCUGCUGGGUUCUUCGCACUACAAACAAUUCCAAGAUUUUGCCCAUAACGAAGCCAUAAUUAUGACUGAAAUCUAUGAGUAUGCCUGCUCGUUGAAUGAUGAGAAGUUCUCCAUUACUGAAUUCCAGCCCUAUAAGUUCCUGUUAGCUACACGGCUUUUGGAUUAUGGUUUCCAUUUGAAGAGUUUAAUGUAUUUGGAGCAAAUUGCUGUACACAUCGCAAGGGAUCCGAGCAAAUAUGAGGGCAGUUUUAUCAACAAGGUCUAUGAAUUGGCUGAUCGUUUGAAAUACUACGACCCGGUGCUGGAGAAAACCAUUGAUGACCAGCAACAACAGGGCCAGGAUGAGGCUGGCGAUGGCAAUCUAAAUCAAUCCCAGCAACAGAUGGAGGAACAAAAAUGGCUGCAAAGUCUCAGGCAAAUGGCUCAACAAUAUAAAAUCGAUUGUGGCUUAGCUGUGGCAGCAUCAAGCACGCUAGCUGCCCCAUCCGUAUCCAUGAUGGACGGCCAACAACCAAACCCCGCCAUGGUGGAUCCAUCAUACAACUAUCAGCAACAACAAAUUGAUCAACAAUUUAUGGAAAUAAAUAAACAAUUUAGUGAAUUGAAUUUACAAUAUCAAAACAAUAAUCAGGAAGCAAACCAGCAACAACAACAACAGCCUACUUUUUACAAUCCCGAAUUGAUGCAGCAAAAUUCCCAACCCCAUGCAGAUCCCCUACAACAGCCGGCAUCCUUAGAUCCAUAUCAACAACAAAAUGAUCAGCCACUGAACCAGGAUCCUCAACAGCAGCAACAGCCCCUGGAUCCCCAAAAUCCCAAUCAAGAUCUUUAUCAACAACAACAGCAGCAGCAAUCAUCAUCGUACAUGCAACCUGAUCCACAAUAUCAAGGUUAUACUCAGGCCUAUUAUGAUCCCUCUCAGCAGCACUAUAAUAACAACGAUCCUAGUUUAGAUCAACAAACGACGGCCACAGAUAAUGCUGCCUAUGAUUAUUGGUCUCAACAACAGCAACAGCAAAUGCAAGGUGGCUAUGGCUCCGAGGAGCCACCAAGUGAUAAACAUGAAAGCUAUGAAAGUCCUGAAGUAACAUUGGCUAAGGCGAAGUCUUUGCCAAAACCCAAAACAGCUAGUAGUCCUCCUUCAGCUGCUAAAACAACAGCCAACACCAAUUCCUCAUCGUCUUUGUAUUUAAACAACAACAAUAAUAAUAACAAUAAUAAUAAAAAAUCAUCAUCAUCAUCUCUAAUGAAAUCUUCAAGUCUGCUACAACAACAUCAACAUCAAAAAAAUAAAACAAUGACAACAACAACAACAAUGAGAACAAGCAGCAGCAGCAACAACAAAAAUCAUGCUAAAAAAUCCCUAGAUUCGGCUGCUGCGAAUCAUCAUUUGGCAUUUAAUAAAUUAGAUCAUGAAUCAUCCACGGCUAGUAUUAAGGAUCCCUAUAAUCCAAACACAACAACAACAACACCCCAGUCAUCUUUGUCCCCAACAUCACCAACAACAACAGCAACAAUGCCAUUUUCAAUCAAUAAUAAUGCAAGACCAACAAUUUCGAUGCCAAAAUCCAAAACCUAUGAUACGGAUGAUGAAACAAACCAAGCGGCUGAUAAACAACAAAAGGGCCAGCAAAAAUCUGGGGGGACUUCGAAUGACUCCAAACAGCAGCAACAACAGGCGGCAGCCGCCCAAAAGAAUAAGGAAAACAAGGAUGCGAAAAAUGCCAGUAACUCAAAUCAAAAUUCUGGUUGGUUUGGUGGCAUAUGGAAUAAGUUCUCAUUGAAACCGAAAAAUCAAAUGAUCCUACCGGAUGAUAAGAAUCCCUCGAUUGUCUGGGAUCCAGAGAAAAAGAAAUGGGUCAACACCGAUGCCGAUGAACAGGCUGAGGAAGCAUUUAAGCCACCGCCCAAGAUGGGUGAUUUAAUGCCACAAGCAUCACAAGGACCACCAUCACAACAACAGCAGCAACAACAACCGCCUCAACAGCAGCAUCAGUCCCAAACCCAGCAACCACAAAUAGCAUUUAUGGAUCCUCAACAAUAUGUGCCUACAGCAUCAUCAACACCCCUGUCGUCGUCACAACAACCCCAACAACCAACAGCAACAACAAAUGUUGCUGCUGCUCCCAAUAAUCAAAAUAAUCCAGCACCUGCCAAAACUCCCACACUACAGUCCAACAUGUUUAAAAUGCAAAGAAAUCGAACCCUGAAAAAUGCCUAUGUCGAUGUAUUCAAUCCAUCUGGUGCUCCUGUAAAUAAGGCUGCUGAAAAUAUACUUGCUCCUGCAUUACCUCCUGCCACAGUGCCUCAAAGUGGAUUCUUUAUACCGGGCGGCACGGGGUCAGGGCCCGCGACUGGUAAUGGUGGUCAAGAUACAAGUGGUGGUUAUCAACAGCAAGCGCAAGAUACACCACAAUUCUAUAAUCCUAAUCAAUAUGGAGCUGGUACUGGUUAUUAAAAAAUAUUUAUAUAUAAAAAACAAACUAUAAUAUUUUUAUGUUUAAUAUUUUUUUAAUGUGCAAAUGCUUGUUUCAGUGGAUGUGUGUCUUAAGUUGUUUAUAUAGUUUAAAUAUAUAUAUUUAUAAUUAAUCAAUAAAACAAGGAACUAAACAAUAUAGCAAAUUUAUAUAUACACAAUAAAAAAAAGGAUAUAAAAAAUAAAAUAAAAAAAUGUUAAACGGAAAGUAAAUAUGUUUUUUGAGUAAAUUUCAGUCAGUCAGUCGGAUGGAUGGAUGAUUAUGCUGAUGUAUACAUACACAUAUAUAGCAAAAA
Molecule: messenger RNA, 8697 nt
Organism: Musca domestica (house fly)
Lineage: Eukaryota; Metazoa; Arthropoda; Insecta; Diptera; Muscidae
Gene: Sec16
Product: protein transport protein Sec16A
Exons: 14
Coding region: 275-8383 (2702 amino acids)
Biological process (GO): Golgi organization; COPII vesicle coat assembly; autophagy
Cellular component (GO): ER to Golgi transport vesicle membrane; endoplasmic reticulum exit site
Source: RefSeq, a predicted model, not a curated record